Acipenser ruthenus (sterlet) is the source of this 2211-nucleotide messenger RNA. Its product is annotated as tripartite motif-containing protein 16-like. The record is from RefSeq and is a predicted model, not a curated record. Lineage: Eukaryota; Metazoa; Chordata; Actinopteri; Acipenseriformes; Acipenseridae. The transcript has 7 exons. Gene Ontology annotation, molecular function: protein binding; zinc ion binding. Bases 69 to 1841 code for a protein of 590 amino acids.
GAUUGUUUUUCUUUUGUUAUGAUUUCCUGUUGUGAAAUCGUCAGUCUCUCUGUCUCAAUGCAGCAAAAAUGGCUUCAAACUUAUGGUCAGAGGAGCAGUUUAGCUGUCCGGUGUGUCUGGAGAUAUUGAAGGACCCAAUCACUACUGCAUGUGGACACAGUUACUGUAUGGGGUGUAUUAAGAACUGCUGGGAUCAGACUGAUCAUACAGGAGUCUACAGCUGCCCUCAGUGCAGAGAGACCUUUACCCCAAGGCCUGUUCUGCGCAGGAACACUAUGCUGGCUGAAGUUGUGGAGAAAUUCAAGAAGACAGGAAUCAAUCCUCCUCCUGUUCAAAGUUAUGCUGGACCUAGCGAUGUGUCGUGUGAUGUCUGCACUGGGAGAAAUUUCAAAGCUGUAAAAUCCUGUUUGACGUGCCUGGCCUCUUACUGUGAAAUUCACAUCAAGCCACACUAUGAAGCUGCUGCAUUGAAGAGGCACAAACUGGUCAAUGCAACUGGAAAUCUGGAGCAGAAGCUUUGUGCUGAACACCAGAAGGUUUUGGAGGUCUUCUGCAGAACUGAUCAGACGUGUAUUUGCUUGUUGUGUGCAGACAAGAAACAUAAACCCCAUGAUACAGUGUCAUCUGAGACAGAAAGGGCUGAGAAACAGACACAACUGGGAGAGAAACAGAGAGAAAUCCAACAGAAAAUCCAAGAGAGACUGAGGGAGCUUAAACUGCUGAAACAGGCUUUAGAGUCGAUAAAAAGAUCUGCACGGAAAGAAAUAAAGGAAAGUAAGAAGAUCUUUAAUGAGCUGAUCCGAUCCAUUGAGAAGAUUCGCUCUGAGGUUACUGAGCUGAUUGGAGCUAAUGAGAAGGCUGCAGUGAAUCAGGCUGAAGGAUUCAUGAAGAAACUGGAGCAGGAGAUUGCUGAGUUGAGAAGGAGAAACGCUGAGCUGAAACAGCUUUCUGAGACAGAGGAUCACAUCCACUUUCUACAGAAUUUCAAGUCUCUCUGUGCCCCUCUUGAAGCUGGAGACUUACCCAGCAUUAUUGCCAAUUCAGACAUCUCUUUUGGGGCUGUGAGGAAAGCUGUGUCUGAACUUAAAGAUCAUAUCGAGGACUUCUGCAAAGGGGAAUUAGUAAAAAUAAGUGUCAAUGAAACAACAUUUUAUACCCUGAGGCCUGUGAGCAGUGACAUCGUUAUAAACGUGGAUGAAUUUGGUGCUCACAAUCUGCAGGCUGCAGAGUCAAGGACCAGAGCUGAGUUUUUAAAAUAUUCCUGUCAGCUCACACUGGACCCCAACACGGCGAAUAAAUACCUCUGGUUGUCUGAAGGGAACAGAAAGGUGACAUGCAAGGAAGAGACCCAGUCAUAUCCUGAUCACCCAGAUAGAUUUGAUUACUGGGAGCAAGUUCUUUGCAGAGAGGGUUUGUCAGGGACUCGCUGCUACUGGGAGAUUGAGUACAGUUUGGUAGGGACUUGUAUAGGAGUCACAUAUAAAGGAAUCAGCACAAAAGCACGAGAUGGUUCCUGUGGCCUUGGAAACAAUGACAAAUCCUGGGGUUUGUACUGCUUUGGUUCCAGUUACACAGCCCGACACAGUAGCGAUGACAUAAUGAAAUUUGGCCCAGACUGCCACAGAAUAGGAGUGUAUCUGGACUUUAAUGCUGGGACUCUUUCAUUUUAUAUAGUCUCUAGUGACAAAAUUACCCUCAUGCACAGAUUCCAAACCACAUUCACUGAGCCACUCUAUCCUGGGUUUUACCUACCUUUUCAUAAUCCUUCUGCAGAUGAUAAUAGUGUUUCUUUAGUGUCACCUAACCUCUUCUGUGCUGAGGAUAUACAUGGCAUGUCCUAAGAAGUGCUUCCCGGGAUUGAUUGAAUUGUUAAAUGUAAAAUACAGCCUGUUUGAACACUAUCUUUGGCUUGUACCGUGAAACAUCCCUAAUGAAUUUUAAAAACAUUGUUUUCUUUUCAAUGUCGAUUGAUAAUAGUAUAAUGUUUGCCUUUGAUUAGUAGGUAUUUUAUGAACCUGUGUUUCAUGAUAGUAGCUUUGAAGUAACACAUCUUUGUUUUUAUUGAACUGUUUUGUUGAUAUGCGAUCAGAUGACUAUUAUAAUUUAUCAUGCAUGUGGGGAGUUGAAAAUCUUUUGUUUUUCUUUUUUCAGCUACAACAACAAUAAAAAAAGACAAUGAUCAGAGGCUAAAAUAAACAUUUUGAACCAGAA